AGUGUGCUUCCAACUGUCGAAUACCACACAAAUAGAAUAAUGUAUAGGUGGUUCUCCCAUGCAACUUAUAAAAACCAAACCCGGCGCCGACUGAAUUUACAAAUAGCAUGUUGCUCUCGGUGUCAGUUGGUUUGCAUAAGUUAAUGCUAAACAAAAAAAAUAUACUGCUAUUGUAUUCUGGAACAUAAAGGUCAGGUACAGUAGUCGCUGUGAAAUAGAACCUUUUGUUCUGCGGGAAACUAUAAGAUCUACCAAACACCAAUUUAUAAUACCCGCAAACGAUUAGAAAUUAAAUUCGAGUUCAAAGUUUUAAUUCGCAAGUUUCUACUGUAGGCGUAUUAAAUGCCUAUAAAAAGGGCCCCAGAGUCGAAACUUUUUCUAUUUUAAGUUUUCACUUCUGGUUGUACGUUCCGCUUCGAGGAUUAGGGAACUGCAAAGUCAAAAUGGAAACCGAUAUCCAAAGGUUUUACAGAAACAAAACCGUUUUCAUAACAGGAGGCACCGGAUUCUUGGGAAAAGUUAUGGUUGAGAAACUCUUACGAACCACGGAGGUAAAGCAAAUAUAUUUAUUGAUCAGACCGAAGCGUGGCGUGGAAAUUCAGGAACGAAUCAGCGAAUGGUCAAAGGAUCUUGUUUUUGAACUCCUACUGAAGUCCAAGUCAGACGCUCUGCAGCGAGUAUGCCCCAUCGCUGGAGAUUGUCUGGAGCCGGACCUGGGCAUAAGCGAUACGGACCGAAGGCUCCUGGCAUCAGAGGUGCAGAUCGUUCUUCACGGAGCAGCCACAGUACGGUUCAACGAGCCGUUGCAUGUGGCACUGGCCAUCAAUACUCGUGCCACGCGACUGAUGGUGCAGCUGGGGAAGCAAAUGGUCAACCUGGAGGCAUUUGUUCACGUCUCGACAGCCUUCGCCAACUGUGUGAUAGAUCACAUCCAGGAAAAGUUCUAUCCUGAACUUCUGACGAACAGUUCUGAGAAGGUGCUGGAAAUGACUGAUCAGCUAGGUGAUCAGCUGAUAGACAACAUGACGUCUGCUCUGCUGGGAUCGUUUCCGAACACCUAUACUUACACCAAGGCUCUUGGCGAAGAUGUGAUCCUUCGGGAGGCGGGCGAUUUGCCCUUGUGCAUUUUUCGACCAGCCAUUAUUAUUGCCACCUCCAGCGAACCCGUGUCAGGUUAUAUUGACAAUCUUUACGGACCAAUAGGGUUAGUGUAUGGAGUCGCUCACGGGGUCAUACGCAUUGCGCUGGUCGAUGUGAACGCACAGAACAGUGUGGUUCCUGUGGACUACUGUGCCAGCAUGGCUUUGGCGAGUGCCUGGAAAACAGCUGCUUCAGCUGUGAGAACUUCAUCGCCACCUCCUAUCUACCACCUUACACCCAGUGAGCAAAACCUUUUGACCUAUGGCGCAUUCAGGGACAAGACGCAGUCAAUUGGCGAAAAUUAUGCAGUGACGAAGAUGCUGUGGUACCCCUUCAUGCAUUUCAUGACCACUUCCUGGCUCUUUCCCCUGGCUGCGUUUUUCUAUCAUACUCUCCCCGGCCUUGUAGUGGAUCUGGCACUUUGUGCGAUCGGCCGAAAGCCGCGCCUGUUAAAAAUAUACCAGAAAGUACAUAAGAACAUGCUGUUAUUGAGGCCGUUCACCUGCCGGAGUUGGAAGUUCGGUACGAAAAACAAGGAUAGGCUGUGGCAAAGUAUGUCGCCACAGGAUCAGGAGAUAUACAACUUUGACAUGUUGGCUCUGGACUGGGAUAGUUAUUUCAAUCGUGCCCUACGCGGAAUGCGCUUCUACCUCUGCAAAGAGCCACGUUCUCCGUCCUCCAUUGCUGAGGGUCAAAGGGUAUGGAGGCGGUUUCACAUGCUGCAUCGCACGUUGCAGCUGAUUCUUUUGUGCAGUGCUGCAGCUGCUAUCUGGCUGCUUCUCAAUCUCAUUGCUGCUUUUUGAAAAAUACUAAAGUACCAUGUUGAAUACUUGAAUUAAAUUAAUAUUAUUUAAAAGAUUAUACAACGAUGGUGAGAUAACCUGAACUCAGUUUAUAUAGACAAAUACAUUUACAUAUGUAUCUCUAUGGAAAGGUCACAGCGCACUAAUCCCAUGGGUUGGCUGGAAUGGGGGCUUCAAGUACGAGUAUUACUCGAAUAGAGCCCGCGGGUGAAAGAGCUUUUUUCAGUACGUAACCCUACCAUCUAUAACUGCAAAGCCACACUGCGAUAGAGCGAAGGAGCGCACACGUGUCGGCAAUAUGAAGCCUGGGGAAUCAGUUCGUGCUUGGCUUUAUUUGGGGUAUAUUAGAUUUGUGGUGAAAAUGGAUGUGUGUAACGUCCAGAAGG
Drosophila persimilis is the source of this 2329-nucleotide messenger RNA. RefSeq names its product fatty acyl-CoA reductase wat. Gene Ontology annotation, molecular function: alcohol-forming very long-chain fatty acyl-CoA reductase (NADP+) activity. NCBI's taxonomy places the organism in Eukaryota, Metazoa, Arthropoda, Insecta, Diptera, Drosophilidae. Gene Ontology annotation, biological process: long-chain fatty-acyl-CoA metabolic process. Gene Ontology annotation, cellular component: peroxisome. The transcript has 5 exons. The record is from RefSeq and is a predicted model, not a curated record. The coding region runs from base 444 to 1943 and encodes 499 amino acids.